CGCUGAUUAACUAAAUUAAUACUAAAGAUGUAAUGUCAAAUCAUGUUCAUUGAUUUCUUCAACUUUUUAUUCUCAAGUUAGUCGCAUAACCUAUAAAUGUGACAAGUAUCAUGGCUUCAUGGAUCACAGUGACACCGCGGCUCGAACGAGGUUUAAAAAUAGCAAAUCAGGUAGACAACAGUAAAUUCCGCUUACUAAUUAAUCGUAUUUGUCAGACGCUUCAGUCUGCUAUUGAUACAAAAAUAUUCAGUGAAGAAGAAGAGGAAAAACUAUUGGUUUCCUUGGAUUUGAAUAAGGAUGAUCUAACUUGCCUUUUAGAUGCGAUAAUAUUGAUUUACAAACAAGCUACUUGUAAUAUUGUAAAACCACAAUUGAUGGAAAACACUUUGAAGGACACUUUUAAAACGGAUGAUGAGAAAAUUCAAAUAUUUUUAAAUGCAUGGAUCACAUAUAGUAAAGGAAUAAUCGAUCAUUUUAGACAGAUGUCUAUAUUUCCUGUUCAGGUUAAAGACAUUGAUUGGUGUUUAAAUAUUCAAGCUGCAUCUUCCUCUAUUAAAAAAGACGCACGGCCAAUGUCAUUAUUGCAGUUGAAUUUGACAGGAGAAGAGGAAUCAAAAUUAACAGUGGAAUUCGAUAAGAAAGAACUCAUAGAUCUGUAUCAUAAUCUAGAGAAAAUACAGUCACAAUUGGAUGCUUUUAAAUAGUAUUUAGUUACUACUACUACUACUAUUACUACUACUACUACUACUACA
Messenger RNA from Bombus terrestris (buff-tailed bumblebee), 752 nucleotides. RefSeq names its product COMM domain-containing protein 10 (gene Vlet). The record is from RefSeq and is a predicted model, not a curated record. Bases 111 to 704 code for a protein of 197 amino acids. Lineage: Eukaryota; Metazoa; Arthropoda; Insecta; Hymenoptera; Apidae. The transcript is spliced from 3 exons.